AUGCCUGUCUCCAAGUCAAGGCAAGUGAGGACCGCUUGUGAUCGGUGCUAUGAGCUUAAAGCACGAUGUGCGCGAGCGCCUGCUGCAACCUCUUGCAGUCGGUGCAAUAGGCUUGGCCUGGCCUGUUCAAAUCUCCGUCCAUACCGACCUGCAGGCCGAAGGAUAACACAUCAGUCUCGUUCAACAUCCACCGUAUUAUCGACAAAGACCAGAUCAGGUAUCGACACCGACUUUCAGGACAUUAGCGCCUUGUUAAAUAGCCAUGCGGAUCUUCUCCCGGACCAGAGAGAAUUGCUGCUACUUCUCCUGGACACUCCCGAAACGGUGGACUGUUACGUGGUGUGUCCAAGUUUCCAGACUGCUGAGCAGCAAUCAUUGAUGGAUCAACUCCCAGGAGGGCUACCCGUGCUCAAGGAUGCGUAUCUCGCGUGUGCUAUGGCUCUCAAGAACAUCCAGCCAAGCAGGGAGAUUGAGAGUGAUAGUCUGAGGAGCAUUCAACACACAUCAUCAGCUAUGAAUACCUUGCGCUCCCUUCCCGUCUCAAAUUCACAGGACGCGGCGUUGUGUCUUACAAUAGGAACGAUGCUUGCAAUAUCCAUAUCCUCGACCGUUGGUCUUGGUGUCGCCGAUGUCUGCCACUAUUGCCUUAGCACAACAUCUCCGUUCGUGACUAGUAAAGUUCCCGAUCCGGUCUUGGAAACGCGACAGGGAUUUCUUGCCCUGCUGGAGUUGAUGGACUGCCUUGUCUAUCGCCGAACGCCAACUCUUAGGAUCCAACCGUCAAAUAGUAGAGGUGUGGACCGUCAUCUGGGUCUCUGCUCGCCUUUGCUUCCAUAUUACUACGAUCUGUGCGUGGUCAGCCAUUCAUUAGCCAAAGCAUCAGACAAAGGCAGCCUGGAAAAGAUGUAUCAUAAACUGGACGAGAUCCAAGUAUCACUGGAAGAGUGGCAACCGUCUUGCUUGGACGGCGAGCUCAUUAAUCGGUUCUCAACGGCCGAUGCUGUCAACCUUCUUGCUCAGGCCAGAGUGUACCGUCUAGCAGCCCUUCUCGUCGCUCACAGGCUGCGGUACAGCUUCGGUGAGCAAGAUGCGCAGGCUGACAUCUGGGCGAGUGAGAUCAUGAUGGAACUUAACAUGGCGCAGCGGAUUACGAAGCGCCUCAUUUGUUUCGUGACGCUGCCGUUCCUAGUUGCCGCGGUUGAAUUGCGGGAUCCUAGUGCACGAGGCAAGGCUUUAUAUCAGGUAGAGGAGUUUGUGGAUAAUGUCACUCCUGUGCUAAAGAAGGCUGGUAGGACAUUUUUGACUAGAAUAUGGCAGGAGCGAGACUCAAGAACCACGGCGUUUUGGCUUGAUUCGGUCCACAAGCCUUGUCCUGUAUUGCAAUCACUGGAUCCGGCAUGCCUUUUCUGA
This is a messenger RNA of Clonostachys rhizophaga, 1410 nucleotides long. Lineage: Eukaryota; Fungi; Ascomycota; Sordariomycetes; Hypocreales; Bionectriaceae. The record is from the annotation of a GenBank genome assembly.